This is a messenger RNA of Camelina sativa (false flax), 699 nucleotides long. Lineage: Eukaryota; Viridiplantae; Streptophyta; Magnoliopsida; Brassicales; Brassicaceae. The record is from RefSeq and is a predicted model, not a curated record.
AUGGGAUCAUCUGCUGUGAUACCUGCUACACAUGUGCUUUGCCUUUACUGGGAUCACCCUAACGUGUUCAUCGCCCUCGGUUACGAGAUUGCCACGGGUUUUUCGUAUGCUUUGGGAGCAGCGUUUUAUGUUAGUCGUGUGCCUGAGAGAUGGAAGCCUGGAGGGUUUGAUAUGGCAGGACAUAGCCAUCAGAUAUUCCAUGUGUUUGUAGUUUUUGGUGCUCUUGCUCAUUGUCUAACCACUCUUUUCAUCAUUGAUUUUAUAUUACUUGAUGUUGUGAUAGUUUUCAAUUCGGUAACCUCUACAUCAAAGGUGAUAUCGAUCUCAACCCUCGGCCUCCUCGCUAUCAUCACUCUCCUCUCUCCAGCUCUCUCAUCGCCGCGGUUCAGAGCAAAUCUUUCCCUAGCAAUGGGAUCAUCUGCUGUGAUACCUGCUACACAUGUGCUUUGCCUUUACUGGGAUCACCCUAACGUGUUCAUCGCCCUCGGUUACGAGAUUGCCACGGGUUUUUCGUAUGCUUUGGGAGCAGCGUUUUAUGUUAGUCGUGUGCCUGAGAGAUGGAAGCCUGGAGGGUUUGAUAUGGCAGGACAUAGCCAUCAGAUAUUCCAUGUGUUUGUAGUUUUUGGUGCUCUUGCUCAUUGUCUAACCACUCUUUUCAUCAUUGAUUUUGUACGGGCUUCCCCUUCUUGUGGGAUUUAG